Aspergillus eucalypticola CBS 122712 is the source of this 1206-nucleotide messenger RNA. RefSeq names its product NAD(P)-binding protein. Bases 328 to 969 code for a protein of 213 amino acids. NCBI's taxonomy places the organism in Eukaryota, Fungi, Ascomycota, Eurotiomycetes, Eurotiales, Aspergillaceae. The transcript has a single exon. The record is from RefSeq and is a predicted model, not a curated record.
CCUAUCCUUCCUUUGACCACAUUGAUCUCGGACAAGUUAGUCAAGAUGUCACCCGAUUUUGAAAACGAUGUUAUCCUUCUCACAUGUGCCAGCGGCAAGCAAUGUUCACAGCUGAUUCCUCUACUCUACGGCAAAUGGAAACGCCUACGCCUUGCUGUACACAGCUCAUCCUCUGAGAAAGUCCUCCAAGAGCAGUAUCCCAACGCCCAUGUUAUCCGCGGAGAUAUGGCAUGUGCUGAAGACGCCCGACGUAUCUUGUCUGGAGUCUCAAGUGUUCUCUAUAUCGGCCCGUCCGUUCAUAGCAAUGAAUCUCAAGUUGGGUUCACAAUGAUCGACGCGGCAUUACACGAGGCGCAGCAUGGUGGCUUGAAACACUUUGUCUACUCCUCUGUGUUGCAUCCACGGAUCCGAAAGCUCAUGAAUCAUGAUAGCAAGCGAUAUGUGGAAGAAUAUCUUAUCGAAUCCGGGCUUAACUAUACAAUCGUCCAACCAAGCCAUUUCCUUGAUCCGCUUCCGGUGUCACAAUUGCUACAGCAAGAGACACCUAUCUUCUCGGCAAAGUUUGACCCUGACAUCACAUUUUCGUUUACCGUUCUCAAAGAUCUGGCGGAAGCAUUCGCGAAGAUUCUGAACGAGCGAGAGAAACACUAUCUGGCCGAAUACACCGCCUGUUCUACUGGUCCUACCUCAUACACAGAUGUCAUAUCUGUCCUGGGCAAAGAAAUUGGCAAACCAAUCCAGAUCGAGCUACUGGAAUAUUCCAAGUCUGCGGAAAUCUUCGAAAAAGCUAUCGCCGGGAAUGGAGCUAUACCACGGACUACCCGCGACACCAUUCAACGGUUAAUGCUCUACUACAAUUUCUACGGGAUUAAAGGGAACACAAAUGUGCUUGAGUGGUUACUGGGGCGGAAGCCGACAACUGUCCAAGAAUUUCUUCACCAGAAGGUGCUCGAGUGUAAGGGUCCUUAGAGGAUUAUAUUUUAGGGUCUGUUGUCAUAUUAUACCCUCUUUGAUGUUGAUAAUCGUAAUUAUAUUUGUGUGGUGGACGUUCUCCAUCACAAAUAUUUCACAUUCAGCCCGAACUAGUGACCUCACGCAAUCAAGGGAAACAAUGUCGGUCUUAAUUUAUGCAUAACAAACCUCAGUUUUCGGAUGUGAGGAGUGAGGAUCAACCCUUUCCCUGUAUUAUAGAACCAACUACAGCUC